Messenger RNA from Polychytrium aggregatum, 2311 nucleotides. RefSeq lists its product as uncharacterized. The coding region runs from base 1 to 2145 and encodes 714 amino acids. NCBI's taxonomy places the organism in Eukaryota, Fungi, Chytridiomycota, Chytridiomycetes, Polychytriales. The transcript is spliced from 2 exons. The record is from RefSeq and is a predicted model, not a curated record.
AUGGCUCGCUUUGCAGAUCUCCCCAACACAGUCCUGUCGCACAUUUACAAGUUCUGCCACCACCCACUAAACUUGAGCCAGACCAACAAGAACCUCAACCAAUGCUCCAAGCUACCGUCAACCCGCGUCUUGUGGCUGCUGCAUCACAAAGAGAUGCUCAUGAAGUGGGCCACUGAGCAAGAUUCGAAGAAAGUAACGAGCUACACCCAGUGGGUCGACCGCCACGAAGAUCGACAAGCCAGAGAGUAUGGCUCCUUUCCCGAUAAACUCAUCUCUGCCGACGUCUGCCUGGUUCUGAUCAAGGUUCUGACAAAGUACAAGGGUCCGGACCACAAGCUUCUCAUCCAAACAGCAUGGUUCCGCAUCUGCCAGGAGCGACGGAUGAAGCUCUCUUCGGAGCUGUUCUUCUCGCUUCAGUCGCGGCUCUACGACUACUUUGACGAGUCCUCGUGGAAAAUAUGGGUCUACAUGCUCAUUUCGGCUUCUACGGUCGCCCAUGAGAACACCCAGGUGGCCGACUAUGGGCUGCGCUGUCUCGAAAAGCUCGUGAAGAGCCAUCGCACCUUUGUUUUUGAAAAUGUGCCUGAUGCGCCGCACUUGGCAGUCCAGCUCAACAACCUCGAUGUCCUCGACUUCCUCUUCAAGGACGGCGGCUACUUCACCGAGAUGCUCUACGACAUUCUGCAAGUCGCAGUCGCGAACGAUAUGUGGGAGAUAUCCAACUACCUCAUCGCCAAGAUAGGCUUCACCGAGGAGAAGGCGUCGCUUAUUAAGAUGUACAACGACAUUUCCAUCAUCAGCAAGAACGUCGCCAAGGGCAACCUCGACAUAGUCCGGCAGAUCGUCGAUCGCUGGAAACAAGAGUGCAAUCCCGGCACCUUCAACGUGCGAUGGCGCAUCUGCAUCGAAAGUGCCUGCGAAAAGGGCGAUCUGGUCCUGGCCCAGGUGAUGUUUGGCCUCCGACCAGAGGACAGCGACGAGUUCCAAGUCACGGCGCGCAUGCUUGCUUUGGCGGUGGUUGCCAAGAACGACGACUUGGUCGAAUUCAUCCUGGAACAAGCCCCGCGAACCAUCGACCACCCCGACACUCGCCAAUCCGUGUCUUCGCUGGUCGCCGCCCCGGAGGAGCCGCUUUUGCUCAACCUUCCCACCGAUCCCGUCAUUCGACGAAGCGAGCUGCUUUCGCGCUACUGCUCGACCUCAGACGAGCACCUUGGCAGGGAGCUUGGCACCACCUUCGCGGGCAUCCAAAGCACCAACAAUGCCCAGCUGCAUCGCUAUCAGGUCGUCAAGUACCUCUUGAAUCCGCCCAACGCGACCAACCCUGGAUUCAAGCCGCUGCACCUCGAGCCACAGAUCGCCGAAGACUGUGUUUGGUCGGCCAUCAACCUGCGUGCCUACGAUGUCGCAUCUCUGAUCCGAGAGUCGGGUGUUGAGCUCGGCUGGAUGGAAAAGCAGAAUAACGAGGAUCUGGAAGCCAUGACCCUCGAGCUGGCAAGCCGAUCCGAGAAGGACCGCGCAAUCAUCACCCCGAUCGCCGUUGCACUCUUUGCCUGCCUCGGCGGUUCGUGGGACGGUUCCGAGCUCGCCGUGGAAGGGAGAGUCAAGGACCCGCUCAGCAACGGCAAUUGGCUCCAGGCCAACCUGCCCACUCCCGUGCUGCGCCCCUCGCCUCGGCCCAGCUUCCAGCGUCCUGUGGUCUCCAGAAAGCUUCGUACCGAGCUCGAGUCCAGCGAGCCGGUCCAUGGCGCUGUUCGCAACAUCAUCGACCCCGCCGACCCAUUCUGGACGGCAUUUCUGUCGGGAGCCUCUGAGGAGCUUGCGGAUCUCGAGUCGAAGCUUGGCACCCUCAACUUUGGGUGGAUGGAGCCUGCUCGUGAGACCGCACCACUCGGGACUGACGCUUCCGAGGAAACCCCGGCCGAGUGCUGGCAGGCCAACUUUGGUGGCCAAGACCCACCCGAGUCUGAGAUGGGCGUGUUUGUGGCCCUUGGUGGCAUGCACAGGCCCGAAAUAUGCUUGGUAACACUGUUUAUUGAGCUCUCUACUCAGCUUUCUUUGGAAGUAUACCAUGAGCGUGCAUUUGACGAGCGGAGAUGCUGGGUGCGCAAGAGGAUAGCACAGCAAGGGUCGACCUACGCCUGAUUCACUGAAGAGCAGGCUUGGCUUGAAUGCAAGUAGUAUUUGACGUGGGAAUGGAGCAGCACCGAUAGCAUGGAAAUGGCGCUCUGCGACUGCGAACCGGGCGAAGCGCAUGGAGUAGCACUGUCGUGGAGAUAUCGGGUUGCGAAUCCACGCGAUCGAUUGCUGG